AUGGAAGGAUUCUUCUGGAAGACCUUGAUGCUGGUCGGGGUUCUGUCGGUCUCGGGGCGUCCUCACCUGCCCCACGAGCCACUGACCUACGAUGAUGCCCUGUGUCUUGGGGUGGAGAUCUUCAACAAGAAAGCCGGAGAAGGGUCCCUCUACCGUCUCCUGGAUGGUGUUCCUCAGCCCGAAUGGGAUCCCGUCUCGGAAGGCAACCAAGCCUUGAAUUUCACCGUCAAAGAGACGGUGUGUCCAGCCGAAGAAGACUUUUCCACGGAUCGAUGCGACUUCAAAGAAGAUGGGAUGGUCAGACAAUGUACAGGCUACUACUUCCUUGAGGAGAGACCCCCGGUGGCCGUUCUCACCUGCCACACCGUGGGGGGAACAGUGAAGGAGGAGGAGAAGGAGGAGGAGGAGGAGAAGAAGAAGAAGAAGGACCAACCCAAACGCGUCAAGAGAUUCGCGGGUUUUUUCCAGUUUGUCGUCGGGGUCUCUUUCCGCUUCUAA
Messenger RNA from Protobothrops mucrosquamatus (brown spotted pit viper), 498 nucleotides. Its product is annotated as cathelicidin-related peptide Oh-Cath-like. The transcript has 4 exons. Bases 1 to 498 code for a protein of 165 amino acids. NCBI's taxonomy places the organism in Eukaryota, Metazoa, Chordata, Lepidosauria, Squamata, Viperidae. The record is from RefSeq and is a predicted model, not a curated record. Gene Ontology annotation, biological process: defense response to Gram-negative bacterium; innate immune response; defense response to Gram-positive bacterium. Gene Ontology annotation, cellular component: extracellular region. Gene Ontology annotation, molecular function: lipopolysaccharide binding.